This is a messenger RNA of Zootoca vivipara (common lizard), 2270 nucleotides long. The record is from RefSeq and is a predicted model, not a curated record. Lineage: Eukaryota; Metazoa; Chordata; Lepidosauria; Squamata; Lacertidae.
AUGGUGGUCAGGGCAGAGAGCACAGAGGAAUAUGACUACGAUUACCUCAGCAACACCAACAAAACCUGGGUCCUGACCCCCAAAGCCCAGGAGACAGAUGCCACACAGAUCCUCAACUCCCUCCUCCAGAACUAUGACAACAAGCUGCGCCCUGAUAUCAGCAUCAAGCCCACCUUCAUUGAUGUGGACAUCUACGUAAACAGCAUUGGGCCUGUCUCUGUGAUCCACAUGGAAUACACCAUUGACAUAUUCUUCGCCCAGACUUGGUACGACCGGCGCCUUCGCUUCAACAGCACCCUCAAAGCCCUCACCCUCAACACCAAUAUGGUGAGCCGGAUUUGGAUCCCAGACACCUUUUUCAGGAACUCUAAGAGGGCUGACUCCCACUGGAUCACCACCCCCAACCAGCUGCUCCGGAUCUGGAAUGAUGGGAAAGUCCUCUAUACGCUCAGGUUGACCAUUGAAGCUGAAUGCCUCCUCCAGCUGCAGAACUUCCCAAUGGAUACCCACUCCUGCCCUCUGGUCUUCUCCAGCUAUGGCUACCCACGAGAGGAGAUCAUCUACCGCUGGAGAAAGUACUCUAUUGAAGUCUCUGACCAGCGAACUUGGAGGCUCUACCAGUUUGACUUCACAGGUCUGAGGAACACAUCUGAGGUGCUCAGGACAGGUGCUGGGGAGUACAUAGUCAUGACCGUCUCCUUUGACCUGAGCAGGCGGAUGGGGUACUUUGCCAUCCAGACCUACAUCCCUUGUAUCCUGACGGUGGUCCUUUCCUGGGUCUCCUUCUGGAUCAAGAGAGACUCUACACCAGCCAGAACAUCUCUGGGAAUCACCACCGUGCUCACCAUGACUACCUUGAGCACCAUCUCCCGCAAGCACCUGCCCCGGGUCUCGUACAUCACUGCCAUGGACCUCUUUGUCUCAGUGUGCUUCAUCUUCGUCUUUGCAGCCCUCAUGGAGUAUGCCACCCUCAACUACCUGGCAGGAAACAAGAAGCCAACACAGCAUAGCAGCAGGAAGCCCAGACUGGCAGCCAGUCAUGCCCACCUGGUGAUGCCCUCCUACACUGCCAUCAACAUCAACAGCCUGGUGCACUGGCCCCCUGAAGUCGAGGGCAACAGUGAAGAGGUGGAGAGCGAAGACCUGGAGCCCCCCUGCUUGGAAGGGAAGGAGUGUCAGAGGUUCUUCUGCUGCAUUGAGGACUGUCAGAAGGGCACCUGGCGGGAGGGCAGAAUCCGCAUCCACAUUUCCCGUCUGGACUCCUACUCCCGGGUUUUCUUCCCCACAGCCUUCCUGCUGUUCAACAUUGUGUACUGGAUUGCUUAUCUCUAUCUCUGAGUUGUCUCCAUUAAAAGGUCUGCACAAAAGGAGGACUUUGAAGUUCGCCUCUCCUUUCCUCCUCACUUGCCAAAGCUAGGAUUGCAGGGUGCAGCUGCCAGCCAAGAGGAGGGACUGCCCCCCCUCCAGUCUGAAGAAAGAGUUGCUGCCCCUGGAGACUGUAAGGCUUCCCUCUUGACCCAUGUUGGCUAGGACAAAUAGGGGUUUGGGGUUGCUGCAGUGGCCAGGGAGGCUUUCUAUGUAGACCUGACACAUUUAAAAUGCUUUUGUCUGUAAUAUUCAGUUGAGAAAAAGCAUUGGUGUCCCCUCACUCACCCUACUGCAUAUCCUCUGAAUUCCAUCACCACUCCCCCCCCUGUAGUUUAUUACAAUGGCUGUUCUCUGUCUCCAUGGCCAGAGGCUGAACAGCUCUAAAUUCCAGUUGCUGAAAAUCACAAAGGCGAGAGGGCUCUGGUGCUCAGGUCCUGCUGGCAAGCUCCUUCCCUUUUGAGAAAUCUGGCUGGCUACUGUGAGAAGAGGAUACUACCCUAAGGUGGGCCAUUGGCUUGAUCCCCUAGGGAUCAUCUUAUGUGUGGGAUGUUUAAAAGGUUGUCAAACCAACAAUUCAUGUUUUGCUAGAGAGGCACAUAAUAGGAGCUGAAGCUCACAGAGUUUUCCUGUAAUCUUGCUAGAGAGAACUCUGUGAGAGAUGCUCCCACUGUGCCCUGACAGGGGGAGGGUGUAGCUGUAUAUAUUCUCCUGCCUGCCUUGGCAGACUCUCCUUAUUCUCUGUCAUCUCUUUCUGCUGUGUCAGCAAUGUGAGAACAUCUGCCAAGUCUGAGCCAUUUUAAGCUAGACACCAUUUUAAGCUAGACUUAAGUAUGUCUUUGUAACUGAAUUACCAUUUAAAGCCUGCCUGAACAAAGCUGCUGUAUCUGUUACACUUCAACAAG